AUGACGACAUUAUUGGCAUCUCUGCAAAGAGAAAAAGCAAAAAUAAAAAAAGUAUGGAAACAGGAAAAGGUGGAAGCUACCGAUUCCGAUUGUGGUGUAAACGCGAUGGUCAAUUACACCCUGGCCGGCGGUCAGCUGGAGAACGAACAGUUCCUGGUGCGCAGUGAUACGGGGGAUAUUUGCGUCCGAUCGCCUCUGGACAGAGAAACAGUGCCUUAUCUGGAACUGCCUGUCAUUGCCACCGAUAGAGGGGGAUUGAGUACGAUAGCGAUCGUGCGCAUCCAGGUGACGGACGUGAACGACAACCGGCCGAUUUUCAAGCCGCAGCAGUACAACGUGACCCUGCGCAGCGACGGCGUGAUGUACAAUCCGAUCUUGAAGGUGGUGGCGACCGAUCUCGACGCCGGCUUCUUCGGUCAGGUCGCCUAUCGCAUCACCAGCGGCAACGAGGGCGGGGUCUUCGAAAUCAAUCGCGAUACCGGCGAGAUGAGGGUGUCACGGUCAAAUCUGCUGUCGCGCUCACCGUUGUAUCAAAUCAACGUCACGGCGACGGACGCGGCCGGCCUGAGGAGCAUCGUCGACGCCGAGGUCAAGAUCACCGUCUCCUCCGCGGGGCACAGAAUCGCCACUUGCGAGAAACCGUGCUACACCGUCACGGUCAAGGAGAAUAUCUCGCAAAACACCGCUAUCGACGGCAUGAAGAACACCGCGACAGCGUCAUCUUCGUCAACGGGCGAACGACCAAGCAGGUUUUAUCUGGCAAGGGAAGAAGCUGAUCUCUCGUUGGAUCCCAAUACGGGGACGCUGAGGAUUCGACAGCCGCUCGAUCGGGAAUCACGUGACAAAUACAUUCUCAGCAUCGAGGCACGUAAUGCCGGCUCCGUUGGAUAUUGCCAGAUGGAAGUGAUCGUGGAGGACGUGAACGACAACGCGCCGUCGUUUCGCACGAGUACCGUCCGCAUCUCGGUGCCGGAAUCGCACCCACUCCACGUACCCCUGUACGUGGCGCACGCUACCGAUCCCGACAUCACGUCGUCGCAGUCGAUGCGCUACGUUCUCCGUCAGAACAGCAACAAUCUAUUCGGGAUAGUCGAGCGUACCGGCGAGCUCUACUUGGCGAAACGAUUGGAUUACGAGACCCAGCAGAGGCACAGCCUCCUGAUAAGUGCCCUGGACGGCGCCGAGCUCUCGUCUAACCUCAGCCUGAGCGUCGAGGUGCAGGACGUGAAUGACAACCCCCCAGUGUUUGAGAGGAACGAGUAUCACGUGGAGGUUCCCGAAGGCGCCAGGCUCGAUUCCCAGAUUCUUCAGGUAAUGGCACUCGAUCAGGACACGGGAAAUAACGCGAGAGUGAGCUAUCGUCUCCAGGGCUCCACCGCUUUUCGCAUCAGCCCCACCACUGGCUGGAUCUACCUGGCGCAGAGUUUGGAUCGCGAAACUCUCGAUCGGCACGCCUUGACGGUUCUCGCGACUGACAAUGGAUCACCCGCGGCGACCGCGAGUGCCUCCGUGCUGGUGAUGGUCCUGGACGACAACGACAAUGAUCCGCAGUUCGAAAAGGACUUCUACGGAUUCGAGCUGCUUGAGAAUCUACCUUCGGGCACUCUGGUGGGUUCCGUGAGCGCCAACGAUCCCGAUCUCGGCAAGAACUCGCUUCUCAGAUACGCAGUGGUCCAAGCCAACAGCAGCUUCGCCGUCGAUCCCGACACAGGCGAGAUCACCACGUGCGAGCCGCUCGAUCGUGAAACGAAAAGCGUCCACGAGCUGGUUCUGGAGGCGCGGGAUCAAGGGACACCGUCGAGAGCCGCCCGAGUGUCUCUGAAGGUCACGGUCCUGGACGUCAACGACAACUCGCCUGAAAUCGUCGAUCCUCAAGGGGCUCAGGUCAGCGUCAGGGAGGAGCAGCCACCGGGAACGGAGAUCGCCAGAGUGCGGGCGCUGGACACGGAUCUCGGGGAAAACGCCUCGGUGACGUACAGCAUCACGAAAGGCCGAGCCGAUUCGGACGGCUACAAUGUCUUCACCAUCGACCCGAUCACCGGCAUGAUCAGGACCAAGGCCAUGCUCGAUCACGAGGAGUGCAAAGAGUACCGGGUGUCCGUAAGGGCGGCCGACGCCGGUCAUCCGCCGCGACAUAGCGAGCGCGUGUUGCAAAUCGAAGUUCUGGCACUCGCGGACAACCGGCCGACCUUCACCAGCAGCAGUCUUACCUUUAACGUGCGCGAGGAUGCAAGUAUCGGGCACACAGUGGGGUCAGUAUCGGGAGCGGGUCCCGCGGGUCGCGUGGCCUUCACCUUGGACUCGCUGACGCCGCUCAACGAGUUUCCAGCUUUCGACGUCGACCGCAACUCGGGCCAGCUAGUAGUCGCUCACUCGCUCGAUCGCGAGAAUGUAAGCGAGUACCAUUUGAAUGUCCGCGCAUUGGACACGACCUCGCUCGGGAAUCCUCAGAGCAUCGCUAUUUCCGUGAAGAUCGUCAUAGAGGACGCCAACGAUAAUUCGCCGAGUUGGCCGCAAGAUCCGAUAAUUGUUCGCGUGUCCGAGAAAGCGACAAUUGGCUCCACCAUUUACAAUCUCACGGCCAGUGACCUGGAUAGCGGCUUGAACGGAGAACUCAGGUACGGCCUCGUAGCCGAGUUCCCACCGAAGGGUUGCUUCGCCGUGGACUCUCUCACUGGCGCUUUGACCCUGGCCAAGCAAUUGGAUAGAGAAGAGAGAGCGGAAUAUAUUCUGAUUCUUAAGGCAUCAGACCGGGCACUGCCAGGAGAACAAUUAGCUUCCACGGUCACCGCAAGGAUCAUCGUCCUUGAUCAGAAUGAUAAUGAUCCCGUCUUCGUCGCGCCAGAGUUCACCAAGAUAAACGUCGCGUCGAAUCUUCUGCCUGGUGCUAGCUUGGUAAGAGUCGUUGCCGUGGACAAGGACUCCGGCGACAAUGGUCGGAUAUCUUACGUGAUAACCUCGGGCAACGAGGAGUCGCGGUUCACAGUGGGCUACGAGUCGGGUAUCGUAAGUCUCGUGAAACCCAUCACGAAGCCCGCGAACCUCGAGAUUACGGCCAACGAUCACGGAUCGCCACCACGUAAGGCCGUGCUGAAGCUGAGUCUGAACCCGGUGGCGGCGCAGCCAAGCGGACCUCUUCGGCUACUGUUGUCUAACCCGAUCGUCAAGAUUUCCGAGAACCUUCACGUCGGAUCGCACGUGGUGAACGUUGCAGGGCCAGCAAUUGCGGAUCAAGGUAACGUCACCUUCAGCAUCCCGAGCGACGUAGCGUCGAACAAAUUCGCCAUAGCACCCACUGGUCAAGUCACUCUUCGGAGUCCCUUGGAUCGCGAAGAGGUUGCGCGUUACUCAGUCUCCAUCUUCGCGAGGUCCAGCAAGCUUCUGGACAUCACGACUCUGGAAGUGAUAGUGAUGGACGAGAACGAUAACAGCCCGGAAUUUCGGCCGGGUUCCUGCUACACUCUUGCCAUACCGGAAAAUCAGGAAACUUCCGUGAUCCACACCGUAGCUGCGACCGAUCUUGACGAAGGGUUGAACGGCGAGAUCUCCUACAGUAUCGUAGGCGGCAACAUCGGCGCUAAAUUCGCGCUAGAUCCAAUCACGGGGUCGAUGUCGAUGUCGAAUCUGGAUCGUGAGACCGUGCCCAAGUACGUCCUGACGAUUUCGGCCAAGGACAAGGGACGGCCGAGCCGCGAAGCGCGUUGCAACCUCACCGUGGUCGUGCUGGAUAUCAACGAUAACGCGCCGACCUUCGUGCAGAAUCAGUACACCGGGUCCAGUUCGCACAAUGGUUUCCCGUACGGAUCGUCGAACUAUCCGGCGAAUUACCAUCACGCGAAGUACGUGACGACUAUUUCGGAGGACGUCCCGCCGGACUCGAGCGUGAUGUCCGUGAAGGCGACCGAUCCGGACCAAGGGGUAAACGGCAAGAUUACGUACGCCAUCUUCGAGGAGACUAGUUGGCUCUUCAGGGUCGACAACCUGACCGGCGUGGUUACUACGGCUGGCCCACUGGACCGUGAACGCCAAAGCAGCUAUACCUUCUUUGUGGUCGCCACGGACAGCGGCAGAUACGACGCGAAAAACACAUCGAUACCCGUCGAGAUCAAUGUCAGCGACGUGAACGAUAACGCGCCAAUUUUCGAGGAGUACCCCUUCCGGGCACGCGUGCCCAUCGGCACGCAGCCGGGUCAGAACAUCCUCCGGGUGUCGGCCAAGGACGCCGACGAUGGCGCGAAUGGCGACAUCGUGUACUCGUUGAUAAACGAACAGGAGAAACCGAAAUUUCGGAUACACCCCAGCACCGGCGAGGUAACGACAAGCUUAUCGUUGUCGCAAGAUAACGGCCGGACGUACCACCUGGAGGUGUUGGCUCAGGACAAGGGUAACCCGCCGAAGAGCGCCAAGGGUUUGAUCGAGCUCCAGGUCGGCGAUCUCGCGGACCUGACGCCCAGCCUGAAAUUUCAGAAUGACACGUACAACGUCGUCGUUCAGGAAAAUGCGGCGGCCGGCACGGAGAUCAUUAAGAUCACCGCGGUGCGCAGCGACGGCAGGAGGCAGCGCGUCACCUAUUCGAUCGCGUCCGGAAACGACUAUGAUACCUUCGCGAUCGACGAAAACACCGGUCAGCUGCGCGUCAACGAUCCCACCAGGCUGGACGCGGAGCUUUGGAGCGACUUGACGAUAAAACCUGAUAACGAAUUGCCGGACGACACGGCGCGCACCAAUUCGUGGGGUAGAUCCUUGGAGGGCCAGCAACCGAAGGAAGAGCCCAGAGAGAGUUCGAGGCACAUUCUCAGCGUAGCGGCGAGGACGGCGGGCCAGGAGGUUCUGGAAGCGUACGUCAAAGUGAUCGUCAGGAUGACCGAUGUCAACGAUAACCCACCGAUCUUUACGCAAACACAGUACUCGGCUACUGUACUCGAGGGCAAUGCCAAAGGAGAUUUUGUCGUGAAGCUUUCAGCAAGUGAUGCAGAUCAAGGACUGAACAGCAGAAUCUUAUAUCAUAUUGUGGACGGUAAUCCAGAUAAUGCCUUCACCAUAAGCCCGCCGUACAGCGGAAUCGUGCAGACCAAUAUAGCCCUAGAUCGUGAGAUCCGCGAGAAGUAUAGAUUGACUAUCAUCGCGACCGACCAAGGAAACCCACAAUUAACUGGCACAGCUGCAUUGAGCGUGCGAGUAAUCGAUGUCAAUGACAAUCAGCCUACCUUCCCGGAACACAGUAUCAUUUCAGUCUCUGAAGGUAAGUCACGAGAGCCGUUACUAUUCUACCUUGAAAAACUUUUAAGCUUUACGAAAUAGUAGGAUAUGACAUGU
Molecule: messenger RNA, 5316 nt
Organism: Temnothorax curvispinosus
Lineage: Eukaryota; Metazoa; Arthropoda; Insecta; Hymenoptera; Formicidae
Gene: ds
Product: protein dachsous
Exons: 14
Coding region: 1-5301 (1766 amino acids)
Biological process (GO): homophilic cell-cell adhesion
Cellular component (GO): plasma membrane
Molecular function (GO): calcium ion binding
Source: RefSeq, a predicted model, not a curated record